AGCCCAGAGGUGCAGCCAGAGCAACACAAAGGAAAAUAUAGUUUUCAGUAAUAACUCUUCUUCACCAAUCCUUGGCUAGAAAUGGCUUUUCACUCAAAACGUUCUUUCCAAAGAGGAGAUCAAGUGGAAGUGUCUAGCAAUAUGGAAGGGUUUCUUGGCUCAUUUUGGCGAGCAACCAUAGUUGCAAAUAUGGGUACAAACUACGUGGUUGAGUACAAAGAUCUAGUGGAGGAACAUGAUGAAUCUACACUUCUGAGAGAGACUAUCAUGGCGAACCAGGUCCGGCCUCUGCCACCUAGAAUUGCGGCUUCUCGGUUUUCCGAUAAUAACAAGGUUGAUGCGUUUGACAGGGACGGUUGGUGGGUCGGAAAGAUUUCUGGGAGGGAAGGGUCUGAUAAGUACUAUGUUUUCUUUGAAACCACCGGGGAAGAGAUUGCUUACCCGAUUUCGCAGUUGAGGUUUCAUCUAGACUGGCGCAACGGGAAGUGGAUUUCUCAGAAGAAGCCUUCCAAAAAGAGGCGCAAGAUGGAUGAUGAAUAAUGAAUUUUUACGAUGUCCCAAUACACAACCCCUAUUAUGUACCAAAGAUAUGACGCUUAAUUCAAUUUGAUUGAUGGCUUUGUUA
Messenger RNA from Rosa chinensis, 625 nucleotides. RefSeq names its product protein AGENET DOMAIN (AGD)-CONTAINING P1. Lineage: Eukaryota; Viridiplantae; Streptophyta; Magnoliopsida; Rosales; Rosaceae. The record is from RefSeq and is a predicted model, not a curated record. The coding region runs from base 82 to 540 and encodes 152 amino acids. The transcript has a single exon.